Annulohypoxylon maeteangense is the source of this 1605-nucleotide messenger RNA. Its product is annotated as MFS general substrate transporter. The record is from RefSeq and is a predicted model, not a curated record. Bases 194 to 1528 code for a protein of 444 amino acids. Gene Ontology annotation, biological process: transmembrane transport. The transcript is spliced from 2 exons. Gene Ontology annotation, cellular component: brush border membrane. Gene Ontology annotation, molecular function: transmembrane transporter activity. NCBI's taxonomy places the organism in Eukaryota, Fungi, Ascomycota, Sordariomycetes, Xylariales, Hypoxylaceae.
AUUGAAACAACGAAACAAAACGAAACAAUUCUACGAAAAAACGCCGUCGUCUCCGGUGCGUGGCUUUGCAAUUUCUUCUUACUUCUACUUAUUUUAACUCUUCUUCAACCUUUCCCGCUCGUUAUCUUCUACUCGUACCGAUAGGCUGGCCUGUUGCGACGACUUCAUAAUUCAUAUAGCUGCAUAAUUCGAAAUGUCAACUGUCGAUCUAAGCACUCGCAAGAGGGUGCUCAAGGUCAUCUUCGUGUCAUUACUUUUGGAUUUGAUCUCUUUCACAUUUAUUCUUCCUCUCUUCCCAAAACUCCUCGAGUUCUACCGAAAUAGUGAGGCCGGCUCAGACUCACAGUCGACACUACUUGCGCGAAUCCUCGACGGUCUAAAUACCUACAAAUCUGCUUUCGCAAAACCAAUCGAUUCGAGAUAUGAUAUUGUCCUGUUAGGGGGAGCCCUAGGGAGCUUGUUCUCUCUGCUUCAGGCCAUUGCAUCCCCUGUCAUCGGGCAAUUAUCCGAUAAAUAUGGUAGAAGAACGGCGCUUCUUUCCAGUAUGGCAGGAAACAUAAUAUCUGUCCUUCUCUGGGUGAUGGCUGUUGAUUUCAGGACCUUCCUCGCAUCGCGCAUUGUCGGCGGGUUAUCAGAGGGUAAUGUUCAGCUCGCGACAGCCAUUGCGACCGACAUUUCGGACGAAAACAACCGCGGCUCGACUAUGGCGUUAAUAGGCGCCUGCUUCUCCAUCGCCUUUACCUUCGGUCCAGCCCUCGGCGCAUACCUGAGCUCCAUUGCGACAGUGGCCGCAAAUCCCUUUGCAACAGCUGCCGGUGUCUCCCUAACCCUGAUCGUUAUCGAGACGAUCUACUUGUACAUCUCGCUACCCGAGACGCUACCAAACAAGCAGGGAAAUAAAACAGCGAAAGCGACCACGAAGCCUGCUGCAGUGACGCGUACUAACUCUCACUUCUUAUUAAAUCUGGUACACUUCAGCUUUUUGCUCUUCUUCUCGGGAAUGGAAUUUUCCCUGCCGUUCAUGACAUACGACCUUUUCCAGUAUAACUCGGCCCAAAACGGACGGCUACUAGGCUAUGUGGGUCUAAUUGCCUCGAUCCUUCAGGGCGGAGUCACCCGUCGCUUACCUCCUCUCCUCACCGUGCGAAUUGGUGUCAGCGCAUGUUUACUUGCUUUUGCAAUGCUCGGGCGCAUCGGCUCCAUCGGCUCGCUAUACCUUGCCGCCACCUGCCUAGCUACUACCUCAGCCACAGUCGUCAGCGGUCUAAACACACUCAGUAGUUUUGAAGCUAGCGAGGGCGAACGUGGUGGUAAGUUGGGUAUUCUUCGGAGCUGGGGCCAGCUAGGUCGAGGAUUAGGGCCAAUUCUGUUUACCAGCGUGUACUGGUGGGCUGGAAGAGAGGUUGCGUAUGGUGCAGGUGCGGCGGGUAUUUUGGGUGUUACGUUAUUGGUCUUUGCCGGGCUGAAAUCACCGCCCGGGUCGGUGAAGGCAGCAAAGAAAGGCAGGACGGAGAAGAAAGAAUUGUAAAAACUGUAAGAUAAGAUGGAUGUUCGAAUAGAUGAUAAUGUGGAAAUCGGAAUAUAGAAAGGUUACUACUGGUUUUA